Solanum verrucosum is the source of this 451-nucleotide messenger RNA. Its product is annotated as CDGSH iron-sulfur domain-containing protein NEET. NCBI's taxonomy places the organism in Eukaryota, Viridiplantae, Streptophyta, Magnoliopsida, Solanales, Solanaceae. Gene Ontology annotation, biological process: regulation of autophagy. Bases 12 to 308 code for a protein of 98 amino acids. The record is from RefSeq and is a predicted model, not a curated record. Gene Ontology annotation, cellular component: mitochondrial outer membrane; intracellular membrane-bounded organelle. Gene Ontology annotation, molecular function: 2 iron, 2 sulfur cluster binding. The transcript is spliced from 2 exons.
AAAUAACAACAAUGGCGUCGACAAGUAGCAUAAUUCAAUCUGGAUUCUCAUGCGGCGGCUCAUUAUCUUCCUUCACCGCGAAGCCAAGGCGUAUGGUGGUGGUUCGUGCCGAAGCUAUAAACCCAGACAUUAAGAAGGAUGAAGCAAAAGUGGUCGACUCUGUUCUCGUCACUGAACUCUCUAAGCCUCUUACUGCUUACUGCAGGUGUUGGAGGUCUGGGACUUUUCCUCUAUGUGAUGGAAGUCACGUGAAGCACAACAAGGAAACCGGAGAUAACGUUGGACCCUUGCUAUUGAAGAAGCAGUAAAUGGUUGUGGUAUUGUGUUAGUCUCUAGAUUAUGCAAAACUCUUGAUGCCUAUUUCCUUAUUAUCUUUUUGCUCUAUCUACCAUUUGUUGAACGAGAUAUUGUUCUUUCCCGGUGAAUAAAUUAAAACCGAUUCAAACUGAAA